GUAACAAAGCAUAUGGCCAUAUAUGCAUAUCUGUCUUUAUGACACACAAUGAUUCAAAUGAACCACUUUGGAUAUCGACAAUUACAAACCAGUUCGAUUUGAUUGGUCUUCACACUUUCAUCCAUGGCUGCCAAGAAUCUCAAUGCUUUUCGUAUUCUCACCUUACUCUGCUUCGUUCUUUUACGUUUUGCAAACUCACUGAACUAUCCCGCCGUUUUCAACUUUGGUGAUUCGAACUCCGACACCGGCGAGCUGACCGCCGGCAUCGGUUUCCGGCUUCCUCAUCCUUAUGGACAGCUUUACUUCAAUGCUUCGUGGUCAUCGGGUGGGAGGUUUUCCGAUGGCCGUCUCAUCAUAGAUUUUCUCAUGGGUGCAAUGAACCUUCCAUUUCUAAAUCCCUAUUUGGAUUCAGUUGGCAUGCCAAGUUUCCGAAAUGGGUGCAAUUUUGCUGCUGGAGGGGCUACUACACAUCCAGCAACUGCAUCAUCUGUCUGCCCUUUUUCAUUUGAGGUUCAGGUCUCUCAGUUUUCGCGAUUCAAAUCCCAGGCUCUUCAAUUGCUAGCUGCUAAAGGUAAAAAACUUGAAAAUUAUCUACCCUCGGAAGAUUCCUUUCAGAAGGGGCUUUACGUGUUUGAUAUAGGCCAAAAUGAUCUUGCUGGUGCAUUUUAUUCUAAAACACUGGAUCAGAUUCUUGCUUCUAUUCCAACAAUUUUGGCACAGUUUGAAUCAGGAAUAAAGAGAUUAUAUGAUCAAGGUGCUAGGAACUUUUGGAUACACAACACAGGUCCACUGGGGUGCUUGACUCAGAAUGUGGCCACAUUUGGAACCAACCCAUCAAAGCUUGAUGAGCAUGGAUGUGUUAGCGCACACAACCAAGCAGCUAAAAUCUUCAACCUGCAGCUUCAUGGUCUCAGUAAAAAGUUGCAAGGCCAAUACUCUGAUGCACACGUCUCAUAUGUUGAUAUCUUCUCUAUAAAAUAUGACCUUAUUGCAAAUUAUUCUCGAUACGGGUUUCAGCAACCUAUUAUGGCUUGCUGUGGGUAUGGAGGUCCACCUUUGAACUAUGACAGUCGGGUUUCUUGUGGAUCAACAAGGGUCUUGAAUGGCACGUCUGUCACAGCCAAAGGGUGUAGCAAUAGUGCUGUGUACGUUAAUUGGGAUGGAAUUCAUUACACAGAAGCUGCAAAUCAGUUUGUCUCAUCAAAGAUACUCACCGGAAAGUAUUCUGAUCCUCCUUUGUCAAACAACAUUUCUUUCCUCUCAAGUUCUAAAACCCCAAUGUGGUGA
Rosa rugosa (rugosa rose) is the source of this 1287-nucleotide messenger RNA. RefSeq names its product GDSL esterase/lipase At1g54790-like. The coding region runs from base 124 to 1287 and encodes 387 amino acids. The transcript has 5 exons. The record is from RefSeq and is a predicted model, not a curated record. Gene Ontology annotation, molecular function: hydrolase activity, acting on ester bonds. NCBI's taxonomy places the organism in Eukaryota, Viridiplantae, Streptophyta, Magnoliopsida, Rosales, Rosaceae.